Messenger RNA from Anguilla anguilla (European eel), 3648 nucleotides. RefSeq names its product dipeptidyl-peptidase 6a (gene dpp6a). The record is from RefSeq and is a predicted model, not a curated record. Gene Ontology annotation, molecular function: serine-type peptidase activity; dipeptidyl-peptidase activity. Gene Ontology annotation, biological process: proteolysis. Bases 650 to 3184 code for a protein of 844 amino acids. NCBI's taxonomy places the organism in Eukaryota, Metazoa, Chordata, Actinopteri, Anguilliformes, Anguillidae. The transcript has 26 exons.
UUGUUGUUUUUUUUCUCGCUUUGCACGGCUUGCGGCAAGAGGCACACCACUAACGCUCUGUUCAUUUGUGCAUUACGAGACCGAUGUGUUGUAGAGAUUAGUCUUUGAACAGUUUUCAAUGUGGUCACUUCAAAUGCAGUAGCACCCUCAGAGCCUUCUUCGUAAUUUUUACCUCCUACUGGUAACUUUGAUAGCUGUUUAUAUAUUAAAAUUGGCAUUCAGAAGUCCCUCUCCCUUCAAGUUAUGUAGGUGAGAAACUAAAUCGCUGUUGCCUUGCUUGGACGGAAGGAUCUGUAUACCCCCCAACGGAUUUACGAGGAGAAACAACGUGCUCUGAAUGUAGAGCAGACUUAAACUAACACUGACACAUUUUGGACCUAUCGCAACAGUGCAACCGCCAAUAUUCGGACCAGAAACGUUCGGAAUCAUUUCAGCGUCCGUGAAUGUUUAACUAUUUCAUGUCAGUAAAGCUGUUAUUUGAACAUCCUUAGCAGAUCGCUUUUGGUGGCGUCCCUGCAAGGAGCGAGCGCAGAAGAAACCGUUGGCUAUCAACUCACAAGAAAACAUAAAGCAGGACAUUGCAGUCGCUCUAUGCGAAUAGAACCCGUAGUCUUCUGUUGUGACAUUCAGUAGUGUUUCGGCUUCACUUAUGGCUUCGCUUUAUCAGAGAUUUACUGGAAAGAUUAAUACGAACAGGUCCUUCCCCAUUCUACCCGAGGCCAGUCGUCUACUCGGUGGACAGGGCGCAGAAGAGGACAAUGCAGGGAAGACCCCACGCCCCUUGCAAGAAAGCCGUCCCAGUUCCCGUUAUCAACACAGGAGUGACUGCGGAGAUGAGGACGAGCUGGUGGGCAGCAACCCUCCGCAGCGGAACUGGAAAGGAAUCGCGAUCGCCCUGCUCGUCAUUCUGGUCAUCUGCUCUCUGAUCGUCACCUCCGUCAUCCUCCUGACCCCAGUUGAGGAUGACUCGCUUGGCCUCAAGGCCAAGGUGUCCACAGAAGCCCUUGCAAAAGAGUUCCAAAUCCAUGACCCGAAUGCCAAGUGGAUCAGCGGUAGCGAGCUGCUGUACCGCACGCGUGACGGCGACGUGGUCGUGCACAACGUCGAGACGAAGGAAAAGAGGGUUUUGGUGGACCAGAAAAAGUUUGAUAUGUACAAAGCCAGCAAGUACGAUGUGUCCCCCGACAUGAAGCAUGUGCUGCUCGCCUACAAUGUUGUCCCAGUCUAUCAGCACUCUUUCACGGCGUCUUACAUCAUCUGUAGCCUGGAGACUCCGGAGACCUGGAAUCUGAAUCCACCAGAAGUGCGGAACGUUCAGCUGCAGUACGCUGGGUGGGGACCAAAGGGCCAGCAGCUGAUCUUCAUAUUCGAGAACAACAUCUACUACCGGGCCACCGUGGAGAGCCGUUCCAUACGCCUGGUUUCUUCAGGAAAGGAGGACGUGGUAUUCAAUGGGCUCAGCGACUGGCUGUAUGAAGAGGAGAUCUUUCAGACACACAUUGCUCACUGGUGGUCUCCAGAUGGCGCCAGGUUGGCAUAUGCCACCAUAGACGACACCUUGGUCCCCAAAAUGGAGAUACCCAUGUUCACGGGCUCCAUUUACCCAACAGGAAGAGAGUACCAUUACCCAAAGGCAGGAGAGGAAAACCCAAUGAUCUACCUGUACGUGGUGAACCUGAACGGGCCCCUGCACACUAUAGACAUGAAACGCCCAGAAGACCAGAGGAUAGGGGAAUACUACAUAACCAUGGUGAAAUGGGCAACAAGCACCAAGCUGGCUGUGAACUGGCUGAACAGACCACAAAAUAUCUCCAUUCUGACACUGUGUGAAGCCACCACUGGGGUCUGCACUAAGAAACACGAAGAUGAAAGUGAGGGCUGGCUGCACAGACAGAACAAAGCUCCGCUGUUCUCCAGAGACGGACACAAGCUGUUCUUCACCCGGGCCAUCCCACAGGGCGGUAGAGGAAAGUUCUACCACAUCUCCAUGUCCUCCUCACAGCCCAACUCCAGCACAGACAGUCUCCAGUCCAUCACAUCAGGAGACUGGGAUGUGACAAAGGUAUUGGCCUACAAUGAAGAGAAUCAUCUGAUCUACUUUCUUAGUACAGAAGACGAUCCCAAAAGAAGACAACUUUACAGCGCUGACACCGCGGGCCACUUCAACCGCCGGUGCCUCUCGUGUGAAUUUGCGGAUCGAUGCGGAUAUGUAGGCGGCUCCUUCAGUGAGAACAUGGAGUACUUCCUCCUCAUCUGUGAAGGCCCUGGUGUUCCUUUUGUGGUUGUAUACGACACCCAGCAGAAAGAGAGGGUUCUGGAACUGGAGAUGAAUGCGAAUCUGAGGAAGACCAUAAACUCCAUGCAGAUGCCCAAAGUGGAGUACAAGGACAUAAAUAUAGAAGAUUACACUCUGACCAUGCAGAUCCUCAAGCCUGCUGGCUUCCAGGACACAGCCCUUUACCCGGUGCUACUGCUGGUGGACGGGACUCCAGGGGGACAGAUGGUCUCAGAGCGGUUCCAGGUGGACUGGUCCACAGUUCUGGUCAGCAGUUUCGGGGUCAUCAUCAUCCGCGUUGACGGGAGGGGUAGUGGGUUCCAGGGCACCAACCUGCUUCACAAGGUGCAGCGCAAGCUGGGUGUGUUUGAGGAGAAGGACCAGCUGGAGGCACUGAGCAUCAUAGCAAAAGAACCUUACAUUGACAAAACACGUAUGGGAGCCUUCGGAAAGGUGUAUGGAGGAUAUGUAACAAGCCUCCUCCUCAGUUCUGAAGAUUCCUUACUGAAGUGUGGGGCGGUCCUUUCUCCCAUCACAGAUUUUAAAUUAUAUGCAUCUGCAUUUUCAGAGAGAUAUUUGGGAUUACCCAAGCCUGAUGCAAGGGUUUAUGCGAUGGCAAACUUAACGAAUCGAGCAUCACGUUUCAAUGAUAAAAAAUAUCUGAUCAUUCAUCCAACAGCCGAUGAGAAGGUCCAUUUCCAACACACUGCAAAGUUCAUCACCCAACUAAUCAAUGAAAAGGCAAAUUACACUCUACAGAUCUACCCGGAUGAGGGCCACUUUAUUCACAGUGAGGGGACACGGCAGCACCUGAGCCAGUCGCUGGUGAACUUUUUUGAGGAGUGCUUCAGAUUACCUGACCAAGUGUUUGAGGAGAAGGUGGAGGAGGAGAUGGAAGAGGAGGGAUAAGCCACGCCCCCUGCCAUCACCGCUGCCACGCCCAGCACACGCCAGCUUCCCCUGGCCGCCACCAUCAUCCCUUCGACCACAUCACUUUCUCUGAGCAUGUACCCACGACUGUGGUCCUGCAGCCUCCCUCUUCAUCGUACAUACCCUCCUCAGCUCUGAUUGGCUGCAGGGCGAACAUCCGGAGCACCUCCAUCACGCCGUUGGCUUUAGUUGAGACAGCAUCGCUGACAUUGUGCUGGCAUCGCCUGGUUUAUUUGGCUAACUGUCAGGAGAAGGCAGUCUUCCCCUCAGUCCAAGCUGUUGGUCCUGUCAGUGGGAAGACAUACUCAGAUUACAUUUAUACACGCACACACACACACAUACUGACGUAAACACAAUCACAUGUGCAGAUGCACACACACAUAGACACAUACAUAUGCAUGCUCACACGCAAUAGAAAGAGAGACACACAUUCACACAUGCAU